CCACCACGUGGAGCCUUUCUCCCGUUCUGUUCCGUUCAGUCGUCUCUCUCUUUUUCUACCGAAAACGGUAACAGGCAGCAGGCACUUUUCAGCAGCUGCUCCGUGCGUGCGUGUGUGUGUGCGAGAUCCGAACCGAACCGAUCUGUUCCGUUACCGUCGCCGUACCGUUAUCCUUCGCGAACUUCAAGGGACACUCCUUCGCGCUGCACUAACCCACCAUCCUUGAUUAUCAGUCAAGUCCAAUCGACGCCAAGCCGGAAUAAUGUCAUCCGCCGCGAAGAAACGCGAGGCGCAAAAGAAGAAGGAUGCGCGCAACAAGAAGAUCCAACAGAUACCAUCCACCAAGAAGGCCAACGGUGUUCCGGAACGCGAACUGACCGAGGAGGAGAAGCUGUGUGCCAAGCUGGAGGAGGAGGCUCGGAUUAGUGCGGAGGCCCGAUCCUGCACCGGAUCGCUGGCGGUGCAUCCGCGUUCCCGCGAUGUCAAGAUCGCCAACUUUUCGAUCACGUUCUUUGGCUCCGAGCUGCUGCAGGACACCAUGCUGGAGUUGAAUUGCGGACGUCGCUACGGUCUGAUUGGCCUGAACGGAUGCGGUAAAUCUUCGCUGCUGGCCGUGCUUGGCGGCAGGGAGGUGCCCAUACCGCCGCACAUCGACAUCUUCCACUUGACGCGCGAAAUCCCGGCCAGCUCAAAGAGUGCCCUACAGUGCGUCAUGGAGGUGGACGAGGAGCGCAUUAAGCUGGAGAAGCUAGCUGAAGAGCUGGCCAUGAGCGAGGAGGACGAUGCCCAGGAGCAGCUGAUCGAUAUCUACGAGCGGCUGGACGAUAUGUCCGCUGAUCUGGCAGAGGUCAAGGCGGCCCGCAUCCUUCACGGUCUUGGCUUUGACAAGGCCAUGCAACAGAAACAGGCCAAGGACUUCUCAGGUGGUUGGCGAAUGCGUAUCGCCUUGGCCCGUGCUCUGUUUGUGAAGCCCCAUUUGCUGUUGCUGGACGAGCCGACGAAUCACUUGGAUCUUGACGCUUGUGUGUGGCUGGAGGAGGAGCUAAAGACAUACAAGCGCAUCCUGGUGCUCAUCUCGCACUCGCAGGAUUUCCUUAACGGUGUCUGCACGAACAUCAUACACCUGACGGGCAAGCGACUCAAGUACUACACCGGUAACUACGAAGCCUUUGUGCGCACACGAAUGGAACUGCUGGAGAACCAGAUGAAGCAGUACAAUUGGGAACAGGAUCAAAUUUCGCACAUGAAGAACUACAUUGCUCGCUUCGGUCACGGUUCCGCCAAGUUGGCACGACAGGCGCAGUCCAAGGAGAAGACUCUGGCCAAGAUGGUGGCACAGGGACUCACCGAGAAGGUGUCCGAUGACAAGGUGCUCAACUUUUACUUCCCAUCGUGCGGCAAGGUGCCGCCACCCGUGAUUAUGGUGCAGAACGUGAAUUUCCGUUACAACGAUGAGACACCGUGGAUCUACAAGAACCUGGAGUUCGGUAUCGAUCUAGACACACGUCUCGCUUUGGUGGGACCCAACGGAGCUGGCAAGUCUACGUUGCUGAAGCUGCUUUAUGGCGAUCUGGUGCCCACCUCCGGCAUGAUCCGCAAGAACUCCCAUCUGCGCAUCGCCCGCUACCACCAGCAUCUGCACGAGCUGCUCGAUUUGGACGCCAGUCCGCUGGAGUAUAUGAUGCGCGCCUUCCCCGACGUCAAGGAGAAGGAGGAAAUGCGCAAGAUCAUUGGUCGCUACGGCCUCACUGGUCGCCAGCAGGUCUGUCCCAUCCGUCAGCUCUCCGAUGGCCAGCGGUGUCGCGUGGUGUUCGCCUGGCUGGCCUGGCAGGUGCCCCAUCUUCUGCUACUUGACGAACCUACCAAUCACUUGGACAUGGAGACUAUCGAUGCGCUCGCAGAUGCAAUCAACGAUUUCGAUGGCGGCAUGGUGCUAGUUAGUCACGAUUUCCGUCUGAUUAAUCAGGUAGCUGAGGAGAUUUGGGUGUGCGAAAAGGAGACGGUGACCAAGUGGAAGGGCGGAAUUCUGGACUACAAGGAUCAUCUGAAGAACAAGAUCACAUCCGAGAACGAGAAGAAGGCCAAGGCGGGAAAGUAGAUCAUAUCCGAUAGGUACCCCAGAUCUAGUGGAUAGACCACCAACGGCCACACACCCGCACACACACAGUCGGUCACCCAAAACACCCAAACACAACACACAUCUCCCAAACCACAAGGACAUUCAGAUCACUAUCCUUUCUCUUCAAUAGGCGGCGGGCGACAUCCGGCUAUUGGGCUGCCCGUUCGCUGCAAUCCAUUCUGUGCGAAAUUAGUUUUGAGUUUACACUACGCUAUAGUGAAGUCAUGUAAACGGCAAUUCGACCGGCAAACCUACCGUCAACAAUAAAACUAGAACACCCAAACCAAACCAAACCAAUCACAACCAUGCAUAACACAACC
This is a messenger RNA of Drosophila erecta, 2439 nucleotides long. RefSeq names its product ATP-binding cassette sub-family F member 2. NCBI's taxonomy places the organism in Eukaryota, Metazoa, Arthropoda, Insecta, Diptera, Drosophilidae. The transcript is spliced from 5 exons. The record is from RefSeq and is a predicted model, not a curated record. Gene Ontology annotation, molecular function: ATP binding; ATP hydrolysis activity. The coding region runs from base 263 to 2098 and encodes 611 amino acids.